Molecule: messenger RNA, 1597 nt
Organism: Euleptes europaea (tarantolino)
Lineage: Eukaryota; Metazoa; Chordata; Lepidosauria; Squamata; Sphaerodactylidae
Gene: PAX7
Product: paired box 7
Exons: 9
Coding region: 63-1568 (501 amino acids)
Biological process (GO): anatomical structure development; regulation of transcription by RNA polymerase II
Molecular function (GO): RNA polymerase II cis-regulatory region sequence-specific DNA binding; DNA-binding transcription factor activity, RNA polymerase II-specific
Source: RefSeq, a predicted model, not a curated record
GAACCCUCCCGCUCCGCCGCCCCACCCCCCUCCCCGUCCACCCCAGCGGCCUGGACCGGAGCAUGGCUGCGCUGCCCGGGAGCGUGCCGAGGAUGAUGCGCCCCGCGCCCGGACAGAACUACCCCCGCACCGGAUUCCCCCUGGAAGUCUCUACGCCGCUGGGCCAAGGCCGGGUCAACCAGCUCGGGGGAGUCUUCAUCAACGGGCGCCCGCUGCCCAACCACAUCCGCCACAAGAUCGUGGAGAUGGCCCACCACGGGAUCCGGCCCUGCGUCAUCUCCCGGCAGCUGCGCGUCUCCCACGGCUGCGUCUCCAAGAUCCUCUGCCGGUACCAGGAGACGGGCUCGAUCCGCCCUGGGGCCAUUGGGGGCAGCAAACCCAGGCAGGUUGCAACUCCUGACGUGGAGAAGAAAAUCGAGGAGUAUAAGCGCGAGAACCCGGGGAUGUUCAGCUGGGAGAUCCGGGAUCGGCUCCUCAAAGACGGCCACUGCGACCGGAGCACUGUCCCCUCAGGUUUAGUGAGUUCAAUCAGCCGUGUGCUCCGAAUCAAGUUCGGGAAGAAGGAGGAGGAGGAAGACUGCGACAAGAAAGAGGAGGACAGCGAGAAGAAGGCCAAGCACAGCAUCGACGGCAUUCUGGGCGACAAAGGUAACCGGCUGGACGAAGGCUCUGACGUAGAAUCCGAACCGGACCUUCCCCUGAAGCGCAAGCAGCGUCGCAGCCGGACCACCUUCACCGCGGAGCAGCUGGAGGAGCUGGAGAAGGCCUUCGAGAGGACUCAUUACCCGGACAUCUACACCCGGGAGGAGCUAGCCCAGAGGACCAAACUCACCGAGGCCCGAGUCCAGGUCUGGUUCAGCAACCGAAGAGCCCGGUGGCGCAAGCAAGCAGGAGCCAACCAGCUGGCUGCCUUCAACCACCUCUUGCCAGGGGGGUUCCCACCCACCGGGAUGCCAGCUUUGCCACCCUACCAGCUGCCAGAUUCGACCUAUCCAACGGCUGCGAUUUCCCAAGAUGGGGGCAGCACCGUGCAUAGACCCCAGCCUCUCCCGCCGUCCACCAUGCACCAGGGAGGCCUGGCAGCCGCAGACUCCAGCUCAGCUUAUGGGGCCAGGCACAGUUUCUCCAGCUAUUCGGACAGCUUCAUGAACCCUGCGGCUCCUGCAAACCACAUGAACCCGGUCAGCAAUGGCCUCUCUCCUCAGGUGAUGAGUAUCCUCAGCAACCCCAGCGGGGUCCCACCGCAGCCCCAGGCUGACUUCUCCAUCUCCCCCCUCCAUGGCAGCUUGGACACCGCCAACUCCAUCUCGGCCAGCUGCAGCCAGAGGAGCGACUCCAUCAAGUCCGUCGACAGCCUCCCCACUUCGCAGUCCUACUGCCCCCCCACCUACACCACCACUGGCUACAGCGUGGAUCCGGUAGCAGGCUACCAGUAUGGGCAAUAUGGGCAAACUGCAGUUGACUAUUUGGCCAAAAACGUGAGCCUGUCCACACAACGCAGGAUGAAACUUGGAGAGCAUUCGGCCGUUCUAGGUCUCCUACCUGUGGAAACAGGCCAAGCUUACUGACGGAGACACUAAAGCCAGUUAUUCUACUC